This is a messenger RNA of Vicia faba (fava bean), 1809 nucleotides long. The record is from the annotation of a GenBank genome assembly. Lineage: Eukaryota; Viridiplantae; Streptophyta; Magnoliopsida; Fabales; Fabaceae.
AUGGUUGCGGAGUCAUGGUUUCGUAAUCUGUGGAGAGCUCCUCGGAAGCAUGAUGCUAACUCCGAGGAGGUGAUUGGAGUAUUAGCAUUUGAAAUAGCGAGCUUGAUGUCCAAGCUUGUUAAUUUAUGGCAAUCACUGAGUGAUAAACAGGUUGCUAGGUUGAGAGAAGAGAUCACAAAUUCAAUCGGCAUAAGAAAGCUUGUUUCAGAUGAUGAUCAUUUUAUUGAACGAUUGAUCUGUAUGGAGAUAGUAGAAAAUAUGGCACAUGUGGCCGAGUCUGUGGCUAGGCUUUCAAAGAAAUGCAAAGAUCCAAUAUUGAAAGGUUUUGAAAGCACCUUUUAUGGGUUUAUCACUACGGGUAUGGAUCCAUAUGGGUGGGAAUUCACUAGCAAGAAGAUGGAAAGAAAGAUUAAAAAGAUGGAAAAAUUUAUAUCGACUAAUGCGAGUCUGUAUCAAGAGAUGGAGGUGCUUACCGAGCUGGAGCAAACUCUUACAAGAGUGAAGCCUAAUGGUGAGACGGAUGGUGUAAGUCUAAGCGAGUAUCAGAAGAAAGUUGCGUGGAAGAGGCAUGAGGUGAAAAGCUUGAGGGAUAUUUCUCUAUGGAACAGGACAUAUGAUUACACAAUACAUCUUUUGGCAAGAUCGCUAUUCACAAUAUUCUGUAAGAUUAACCAUGUAUUUGGUAUUCAAGACAUGGUAGAUGAUGGUGGAACCAAUAACUCGAGUGUCUUAGAUUCUGAGAGCAUUUACAGAAGUCAAUCAGUCUCUGUGUUAUUUCAAUCUUCAUUCGACCCAUCACAGAAUCAUAUUGCCAGAUUCUCUUCAGGACCUCUUAAUAAUAUUACAGCGAGAUCCGGUCCAAUUGUUAGAACAAAUAAAACCAGCAUCUCUCAUUCAGGUCCCCUUGGUGACUCGUCGACAAAGUCAGGCCCGAUUUUAGGAAAGCAUACAAAUGUCAAUUUUUACUCAGGUCCCCUUGGAAGGAGCGCGAAUCAAUCGGUCCCACUUAGUAGAACCAAAAAAUUGAGCAAGAUUUGGAACUUUUAUAAACACUCUACUGGCAUAGCUGGGAAGGAUACUCACACAAGACACAGUCGAAUGACUCAAGUAGGACCUUUCAAAGGAUGUAUGGCUUGGGACAGUUCCUCUGUCAUUGACUGUCAUUCAAGUGCAAGUGGUGUUCAAAACGGGAUUCAGAAUCCCAGAGACGCUAAUUCAAACCUUCUUGGUCUUGGCAAAGUAGUUCAUCAUACUCAAUCUGUCUUCAAAUCUAUGUGCAAGCUAUUAAAUCCUCCACCUGAAACCCUCGGCGCUGCUGCUUUAGCACUUCACUAUGCAAAUGUUAUCAUUGUGAUUGAGAAGCUAGCAGCUUCUCCACACUUGAUCGGUCUCGAUGCAAGAGAUGACAUGUACAACAUGCUACCAAGACGUGUGAGAAUCGCCCUCAAAGCCAAAUUAAAGCCAUAUAGCAAAACCACGGCGUCAUCAUCAGUCUACGACACGAGUCUCGCAGGAGAAUGGAACGAAGCAAUGUCAAGCAUAUUGGAAUGGUUGGCAUCGCUUGCUCAUAACAUGAUAAGAUGGCAAGCUGAGAGGAGUUUUGAGCAACAAAGCUUUGUUUCGCGAACGAACGUGCUGCUGGUUCAAACACUUUACUUUGCGAAUCAAGAAAAGACAGAAGAAAUAAUCACAGAGCUUCUUGUGGGUCUAAAUUAUGUCUGCAAAUACGGCAGGGAGCUCAACGCAAAAUCUCUGGCCGAGUGCGGCAGUUUUAGGGUUGGCAAUGAAUAUCUUAAUCUGAAUAUAUAA